AUGUUAGACUCCUACAGUGUGUCAGGCACAGUGUUAGGAGCUGGGGACUCCAGGGUCCAUUUCAUCCAAAACUUACAGUCUGAUAAGAAAAGGCAGAAAUUCAAGGAACACACAGUAUCCCUCUUAUGUCCAGGCCCAUUCACAAAGGCCGUCCCGUGUAAUAGUUCAUUUUGGCUUCCCAACAAGGCUGUAAGCCUCUCUUUGGGCCUGGUUCCUACAAUGCUGACACUCCAUCUUUCUGCUGCAGGAGAAGAAGUUUGCUAUGAAAGGGUGGGGUGCUUUAAAGAUGGUUUACCAUGGACGGGGACUUUGUCAAGACAGUUGGCAGGCUUACCCUGGUCUCCAGAAGAGAUAAACACUCGGUUUCUGCUCUACACGAGACAUAAUCCCAAAGCUUAUCAGGAGAUCAGUGCAGUUAAUUAUCGAACUAUCCAAGCCUCACACUUUGGUACAGACAAGAUGACCCGUAUCAACAUACCGGGAUGGAAAACAGAUGGAAAAUGGCAACAGGACAUGUGCAAUGUGCUUCUCAAAGUGGAAGACGUGAACUGCAUUAACAUCGACUGGAUUAACGGUUCACUGGAAUAUAUCCAUGCCGUCAACAAUCUCCGCGUUGCCGGUGCUGAGGUGGCGUAUUUUAUUGAUGUUCUCAUGAAAAAAUUUGGAUAUUCUCCUUCAAAAGUGCACUUGAUCGGCCACAGUGUGGGAGCACAUCUGGCGGGGGAAGCUGGGUCAAGGGUACCAGGCCUCGGAAGAAUAACUGGGUUGGACCCAGCCGGACCAUAUUUCCACAACACUCCAAAUGAAGUUAGGCUGGACCCCUCGGAUGCCAACUUUGUUGAUGUUAUUCAUACAAAUGCAGUUCGCUUACUCUUUGAGUUUGGUGCUGGAACUAUUAAUGCUUGUGGUCACCUUGACUUUUACCCAAAUGGAGGGAAGCAUAUGCCAGGAUGUGGAGACUUAAUUACACCUUUAUUUAACUUGGAUUUCAGUGCUUAUAAGAAAGAACUGGCUUCCUUCUUUGAAUGCAACCAUGCCCGAAGUCAUCGCUUUUAUAUUGAAAGCGUCCUCAAUCCUGAUGCAUUUAUUGCUUAUCCUUGUAGAUCUUACAAAUCUUUUAAAGCAGGAAAAUGCUUCCAUUGUCCCAAAGAAGGUUGCCCAACAAUGGGUCAUUUCGCUGAUAGAUUUCACCUCAAAAAUAUGCAGUCUAACAGAUCAUAUUACUUUUUAAACACGGGGACUCUUUCCCCAUUUGCCCGUUGGAGUCACAAAUUAUCUGUCAAACUCGACGGAAACAACGUCACCCAGGGGAGCGUGUUUCUCCGUGUAGGCGGAGUGACUGGAAAAACAGGGGCAUUUGUGAUAGCCAGUGGAACACUUAAGCCAGGCAUGACUUAUACAAAAUUAGUUGAUGCAGACGUUAAUGUUGGAAAUGUUACAAAUGUUGAGUUCCUUUGGAAGGAACAUUUGUUUGGACACUCUGAGAAUAAGUUGGGAGCAGAAAUGUUAAUAGAUGUAUCUGGGAAAUAUGGAUAUGCGUCUACGUUCUGUAGCCAGGACAUUAUGGGUCCCAAUGUUGUCCAGAUCCUGAAACCAUGCCAAUCUCAGAUACAGUCUUGAUGGAUGUCCUUAAUGGGAGCAGUGAAAGAAUGUCCUUCUAGUUGGUAUCUGAACCAAACUUGGUUUUUGUGAAUGAGGCAGAAAAGUACAAUUGUUGUUUUCUAUAUAGUAUGUUUUCUCAUUGACAAACUUUGUAAGUGCCUUGAAACAGACUGAAUCCUAGGACAGAGUAUGGUAAUCUGAAGGAAUCAGAGUACCAGUGACAAAAUAAAGCUGUGUGAGAAUUUCCCCUGAAUGAGAAGAGGAGAUGUCCAAGUCUGGUGGAAUAAAUUCACUGGGCAGAAGUGAGACUCUGGUUGAGUAUUUGAAGUACAUUUUGAGUAUUUCCAGGUCAAAUAAUCAUUGUUCUAAAAUGAUUUAAAGAAUGUUUGUUCUGUUGUUAAAUUGCUAAGACAAAUUGUGACUAGAGUUCAUGAUAUAUAGUGAUGAUAACCCUGUGGGUUGAUAUACUUAUGUAUUAAUAAUGAAAACCAAUGAGAGUACAUGAGUAUUUCCAAGUUGCUCCUUGGACUUCAGGUGUAUGUGAAGUAAAAGAGAUGUGGGGGUCUAUCUGUGAUGCGCCAGUUAGCAAUAGGCCCUGAGUAUCCUCAGCCCCUUCUCUAGAAGCCCCCAGCCAUGGGAGAUUACUCCUCUCUGGGCCUUGAAAGUUCCAUAGUAGAAAAUUUGCAUUUAGCCUGAAGGCAGCAUUUCAUUUGUAAAGCACUUGACUAUCCCUUUGUGUUUGCAAUAAUAAUACUGUAAUAUUUAAAUGUAUCAAUUUUUAAAAAGUUUUUUUGCUUCAAUCUUGUGUAAUUCAUUUGUCCUUAUCUGGUGCAAAUGAAAGCUGAACGUUAUUUGCUUUGUUUUCUAACGGGUUUAGUGGUUAGCCUGCCACCCUAUGCUGUAAAUGAUGUCAAAAAGAAAUGAUGACAGGUCCUCUGCAGAGGUUUUCUUGAUUCUCCUUGAUGCCUUGCUCCCAUGUGAACCUCAGAAGGGGCCCCUGGAUGUACUUAAACCUGCACUGCAGCAGAAAGCAGAGAACAAAGUGGGGCGGCUCUUUCCCAUUGUGCAAGGAAGAGCUAGUGGACUGAUUGGAGCGCAAGACUUGCUGGAAGGAGGGAAGGAGAGGCAGACACAUUUGGCACGAUCUGGUUGACUGUCUACUCGCUGGUGGGCGUGUCCACCCUAGGCAUCGGCCAGCACAGGGGCAGGGUGGCCAUGAGCAGCCCCACGGGAGAGUCUGAGCCCUCCUGAGUAACACUGUGGCUGACCCAGCACCCCAUGGCUCUGGGGACAGGAAACCUUCCUACUAAAGCGGCUGUCCUGAGCCUGCACUGUUCUCUGCUCAGCCUUUCUUUCUUUCAAAAAGGGCUUGGCCACCAGCAGCAAGAGUUAUGGGAUCAAGUCACAGCAUGAGGCUCUGUGAGUCCUGGCCUGCUUCCUUGCCCAAGAGGCCUCUUGGCUGCUUCUUUCUAAGCUUGAAAAGACAAAUGGGAGCCAAUUAACUUCUGGAAACCCUAUUUUAAUAAAGUACAAACUUUCCAUUC
Molecule: messenger RNA, 3146 nt
Organism: Hyaena hyaena (striped hyena)
Lineage: Eukaryota; Metazoa; Chordata; Mammalia; Carnivora; Hyaenidae
Gene: PNLIPRP3
Product: pancreatic lipase related protein 3
Exons: 12
Coding region: 1-1620 (539 amino acids)
Biological process (GO): lipid metabolic process
Molecular function (GO): protein binding; triacylglycerol lipase activity
Source: RefSeq, a predicted model, not a curated record